AUGCCAAGAGACGAAUUUGCCAAGAGAAUUUCUGGACUGGCUCUUCAGGAGUCCUCUGCGGAGAAGCUGGAUCAGAAGUUGUCUUCUAUGCUAUUGGACAGCAUGCCCACCGGAGGCUUUCAGGGACUGCAGUGUGAAAACACACCUGAAAAAGGUACACUCCACCGUGCAGAUGUACCAACACUCCUUCACUUUGCUGCCCAGUAUGGAUUCAAGAGCAUCUCCAGCCUGCUCCUGCAGUGUCCAGGCGCUAAGCGAGCGCUGCACACAGCCAAUCGCCAUGGACAGACUCCCACUGAGAUUGCCAAGAGUCACGGCCAUACAGAGCUUCAUGUCUUAUUGAAGGAAACGCUGAAUAUGUUCAACUCAGGCGAGGACAAUGGUGAUGCCAGUGUGUACGAAAUGAUGUGCACCGCAGAGGAUGAGGAGGAGGAGGAGGAGGAGGAGGAAGAUAUCUAUGCACCACUGGGGGUUAAUGAUGAAUAUGACACCAUCCUGAACUCAACCAAAGCAGUGGUUAUUGCCAAUCGCCCACCAGCACCCACACCUCGGCCUGAGAGCACCCAGGUGAAGGAGGACAGAACCCCUUACAUUGCUCAAGUGUUCCAGAAGAAGAAGACACCAAAGGGCGACGCUGAUCUGUAUUCACUUCCCACUAAACAAGCACGCGGGCGAGGGGACAGCAUCUCUUCCACCUAUGAUGCCUUUGUGCCAAACAAGAUACACGGGCUUCAGCAGCUCAUUGAGCUCCAGCAGAGGGUGAAGGCAGGUUCACUCACUGUGGACGGGGCCCUGGAGCGCUUCAGUGACUGGCAGCAGGUUCAGAAGGGCAUGGAUGCCGUCCAGCAGGAGAAUUUGAGACAACUGAGAGCUACUGUCAUCAACAACAGAGAGGAUGAUGAAAGUGUCUAUGAUAAAAUCAACAUCAUUCAUCACGCGCCAAGUGUUGCAGUGAAUGAAAGUCGAAGAGGAAGCCAAGCAGUGGAAUCAGAUUUUUACAGCAAGCCACUUAAAGGACAGCACUCAAAUUUCUUUUCAAAAGCCAACAAACGGUGAGAGUCUGAGAAAGAAAAGAAAACAACUGCCUCCACCGCUCAUCAGAGACUUGAAUCUUCCACCUGUUUUAUCUAGUUUAAUCUGCUUAAAUACAUACUAUGUCAUUUUAAUUGUAUUAUUUUGCAUUUUUUGCAUAUUUUGUAUUUCAAAGUAAGAUUUUUGAUAUAUUUCCAGUUGCUUAUUCAGCUCUUUUUGACUCUUUUAAAAUAUUAUGGAAGUAAAUUCUUGUUUUAAGGAAA
Molecule: messenger RNA, 1295 nt
Organism: Micropterus dolomieu (smallmouth bass)
Lineage: Eukaryota; Metazoa; Chordata; Actinopteri; Centrarchiformes; Centrarchidae
Product: B-cell scaffold protein with ankyrin repeats-like
Exons: 12
Coding region: 1-1056 (351 amino acids)
Biological process (GO): negative regulation of phosphatidylinositol 3-kinase/protein kinase B signal transduction; B cell activation; negative regulation of B cell activation
Molecular function (GO): signaling receptor binding; protein tyrosine kinase binding
Source: RefSeq, a predicted model, not a curated record